GUGCGGAGUCCGUGCCUGAGCUUGCGUGCGCCUCGUUCUGCUUGUUGGUUACAUUGUAUCAAUCUCCCAGCAUUGAAAGAUACAAACAGCCAUCAAGAUAUAUUAGAGAUACAGAGAAACAGAAUCGGGGGAUUUUAAACUGGUGCGAAAACCGGCAGAAAACUGGAUUUUACUUCCCGGGACCGGAGGAGACGUUAUAUAACUCGAAUCGGGCUCGCGAUCGACCCUAAAAAUGCCCGUUUUAGCCGGUAUUUUUCAGUUUUGAACGGGAUUCAACGUGUGAUGGCAGCAGUCCAGUGAACUGGCCUUUCCUUCCCCUGCUGUUGGAUUUCUUGGGAGUUCUAUUGAUUUAUUUUGUCUGUUUAUUUUGAAUAAAUCGGUGUUCCUCGCAUUUUUCCCACCCCCCCCCCUCCCCGACCCCCAACUUUCUGGAUCUAUGGAGUGUACUUAAAUAUUCGUGGGAUCGGGGUGCUCAAGUGGGGCAAAAUGUGGGUAACUGGGAAGGGGAUACCGAGACCCUGAGGCAGCUGCGACCCUUUCCCCUCCCCCCCUCCCCUGUUCUCUUAGAAGGCGUCGCACCUGACUGUGGCAAGCCUGGGCCGCUGGCACUAAGAUGUCCCUAAGCAGUGGCACUGCAGGCGGGAAAGGUGUGGACUCGAAUGCGGUGGACACUUACGACAGCGGCGAUGAGUGGGACAUCGGCGUGGGCAAUCUGAUUAUCGACCUCGACGCCGACCUAGAGAAGGACCAGCAGAAACUCGAGAUGUCGGGCACCAAGGAAGGCGGGGGCCUGGCGGCGCCCCCCAGCGCGGUGGCGGCCCUGCCCGACAACAUCAAAUUCGUCAGCCCCGUGCCCGCGCCCCAGGGCAAGGAGAGCAAAUCCAAAUCCAAGCGGAGCAAGAACUCCAAAGACGGCGGCAAGGCCUCCGCCGGCGAGGGGGCCAAGAGAGACGCCCAGGGGCGCGCCCAGGGGGAGGGAGGGGCCGCGGCCGCCGGCGCGGGGGGGGCCGGCGCGGGCGCCCCCGGCGCGGGGAAGGGCCCCGAGAAGAGCGGCAAGGCCUCCCGCGCCGUGCCCAGCGGCAAGAAGGAGAAGGAGGGCGGCCCGGGCAAGAGCAAGAAGGAGAAGAGUGACGGGGCGGCCGCGGCGGCGGAGAAGGAGCUGGGGGCGCCGGGCCUGGUGCUGGCCACCCGCACGGCCCCCUUCGACGGGCCGCAGAGCACCGAGCUGGCCGCGGCCGAGCAGCUCGCGAGUAUCGCCCUCGAGGCGGCCGCCAUGCCCCCGGCCUUGACAAUAAAAACCGAACCCGAGGAGCUGGACGGCGAGUGCAGGGCGCUGAAGAAGAUCAAAACUGAAAAGAUGGAGUCUCCGGUCUCCACCCCUGCCCCUCCCCCGCUGCACCUCCUGGCUCCAGCUGGGAACAAUGACAUCGCCUCCCCCUGCGAGCAGAUCAUGGUCCGGACACGCUCAGUGGCUGUCAACACCUCUGAUGUUGCCUUGGCAACAGAGCCCGAAUGCUUGGGACCCUGUGAACCCGGGACCAGUGUCAACCUGGAAGGCAUCGUCUGGCAGGAAACAGAGGAUGGAAUGCUGGUUGUCAAUGUCACUUGGAGAAACAAGACUUAUGUUGGGACUCUGCUAGACUGUACAAGGCACGACUGGGCACCUCCAAGGUUCUGCGAGUCGCCCACAAGUGACCUGGAGAUGAGAAAUGGCCGUGGAAGGGGGAAGAGGAUGAGGCCCAACAGUAACACCCCUGUUAACGAGAACAGCAACUCCUCGGAUAACAAGGGCAGCAGCAGCAGCAAGACCCGGGCCGGAUCCAAUAGCAAGGGCCGGCGGGGCAGUCAGAACUCCUCCGAGCGCCGCACGCCGCCCAACAGCAACACGGAGGACGUCAAGGCCAGCCCAUCUUCUGCCAGCAAGCGGAAAAGCAAACCGGCCUCUGACAUGGAGCCCAACUCCAGCUCGGAGGACACCAAGGGGAGCAAGCGGAUGCGCACCAACUCCAGCUCUAACAGUGGGGCUCCCCCGUCCACCAUACCCAUACCCACCAUUAAAACAGAACCUCUCCCCCCUCCCCUCGACCGGAACUGCCCGUCCCCUGUCCUCAUUGACUGCCCACACCCCAACUGUAACAAGAAGUACAAGCACAUUAAUGGCUUGAAGUACCACCAGGCCCGUGCCCACAAUGAUGACGAUAUCAAGCAGGAGAUAGAUGGUGACAGUGAAUACGGAGAGGACUCCACACUUCAUCCUGAGCCUGGGAGCUGCAAUGGAGCCUCUGUCUCCCAGAAGGGAUGCCUUUCGCCAGCACGAUCAGUCACCCCCAAAGGCAGAGGCUUUGAAGGUCAAAGCCCAUCCCCUUCAUCGGGGAAAUUUAGCUGUAAGCAGUCCAGCAAGAAGAAGUCUUCCGACACGGAUCAGGAAGCUGGUGGGACUCCCAUGGAUGGCUCUGAAGAUGGGCCGUGUCUCACAGAUGAUGCCAGCAAUGACGGCAUGGAUGACAAGAAAGGAUCAGAUAAGGACAAGUCCAAGAAGUCUAGCAGCAGUAGCAGCAGCAGUGCCAAGUCUGAAAAGCUACCACAGAAGAGCUUGAAAUCGGCCAGGCCCAUAGCUCCAGCCAUACCUCCUCAGCAGCUAUACACCUUCCAAACUGCGACUUUCACCACUGGAAGCCCAGGGUCUUCUCCUGGGCUCACCACCACUGUUGUACAGGCUAUGCCCAAGAGCCCACAGCUGAAAGCCAUCCAGCCCAAACCCACGGUGAUGGGAGACCCCUCUACUGUGAACCCAGCCCUGAGCAGCUCCAAGGACAAGAAGAAAAAAGAUAAAAAGAAGAAGGAGGCAAGUAAAGAUGCAGACAGUCCUAAGCCUUCAGGGAAGGGGGGUAAACCUGAAGAGGGUAAGAGCCCUUACUCCGAGUCAUCCGAUCCGGGCAGCAAGAGUGACGGGCUGCUAAAUGGUUCCUCAGAUUCCCACCAGAGUCGUUUGGCCAGCAUUAAAGCAGAGGCAGACAAAAUCUACAGCUUCACAGACAAUGCUCCAAGCCCAUCCAUUGGCGUUGCAAGCCGGAUUGACAGUGGGGGGAUGGUGCAGCCCCUGACCCCUCUCCACGUGGUGACUCAGAACGGUGCGGACAACUCAUCGGUGAAGACAAACAGCCCCGCUUAUUCAGACAUCUCGGAUGCGGGGGAGGACGGGGAAGGCAAAAUGGACAAUGUGAAGGCCAAGUCUGAGGACCAGGCCAUGAAGGAAGGGGCCAAGAAGGCACUCUUCCCAACCCAAACGCCCAACAAAGAAUCCCCUUACUACACGAGCUAUGAAGCUUACUACUCUCCAAACUACGCCAACCCCAGCCCGGGGGCUUCCAACUCCAGCGCUCCUUUGGCCGAAGGACAGCCUGUGAAAGUAAAGAAAGAGGAGGAGCCGGAGCAGACAGAGGGAAAGGUGAAAAUGGAGCUCCAGGAAGAGCGCAAGCCAGAGAUCAGCUCCUCCAGCCAGCAGCAGCAGCAACAACAGCAGCAGCAGCAGCAGCCUUCUGUCAUCCAACAGCGCUCCAGUAUGUACAUGCAGCCCUUGUAUUAUAAUCAGUACGCGUACGUCCCCCCCUACGGGUACAGUGAGCAGGCCUAUCACAACCACUUGAUGAACACCAACCCGGCGUACAGGCAACAGUACGAGGAGCGGCAGCGGCAGGCAGUGGAGCAGCACCGAGCAGCGGAGAAGAAGUCGGAUGCAGCCCUCAAAGAGAGGGAAGCGUCGAUGAAGGAGGAUUGGAAGCAGAAGGCCUCCAUUCCUCCCACCCUCUCCAAGGCCCCCAGCCUCUCAGAUCUGGGCAAGCCCUUACCCCCCAGUAAAACAAAAGACUCUGCUUCAGAGCCAACCAAGUCGGUCAUCAUCCCCAAGGGGGAAGACUCCUCCAAGAUCCAGUCCCAGCAGGCUGAGGGGCUGAAGAUGAAGCUGAGUGAGGGGGGCCAUCAUGGGAAGGAGGUAUCUGAGUCCAAAUCAGGCCUGGAGUCCAGUAGGCAGCCAGGGAUGGAGCAAAGCAUGUGGUACAGACAGGAGGCGGACUCCAGGCUGUGGCCCUACAUCUACCCCAACAAGUACCCCGACUCGCAGAAGCAGCAGCAGCAGCAGGAGGAGGAGCAGCAGCAGCGCUGGAAGGAAGAGCGGGAGCGGGAGAGGAAGGGCAAGGAGGAGAGGUCACGGCCCAAGGAGACAGCAGCCAAGGAAGAGAGCAAAGAGAGCAUGGACCCCCGGGCGUCCAUGCCCUCCUCCGAGGAGCACCGCGGGGCAAGCAAGGACCCCCGGCCCACUGCCCACAUGCAGUUCUCCUCUCCGCUGGCACAGCACCAGUCCUACAUGCCCUACAUGCAUGGGUACCCCUACGGUCAAGGCUAUGACCCCAACCACCCUGGGUACCGGGGGAUGCCUUCCGUCAUGAUGCAGAACUACCCAGGGUCAUACCUGUCUGCGGGAUAUUCCUUCUCCCCAUACGGCAGUAAGAUGGCCGGCUCAGAAGAAGGAGAGAAGUCCCGGGCCAGUCCCACUGUGAGCAGUAAAUCCAGCUCCGAGUCCAAGGCCCUGGACAUCCUCCACCAGCACGCCAGCCAGUACAAGAGCAAGUCCCCGACCGUCGGCGACAAGCAGCCACACGAACGGGACAGGGUGGCGGGGGAACGGGAGCGCGAGAUGGACCGGCCGCGCUCCUCCCCCUCCCAGCGCAUCAUGCCCUCCCAUCACCACCUGGGCUACCCCCUGCUCUCAGGACAGUACGACCUGUCCUACGCCACAGGUCUCUCUUCUUCAGCCAUUGUUGCUAGCCAGCAAGCCUCAGCCCCCUCCCUCUACCCCCCAGCACGGAGGUGAGAAUGGGAGACCUGAUUGGUUCAGCUCAACCUGGAAAGGAGUCAUGUGACUGGAUCACAUGAGGAAGAGUGUGGUGUUCAUUUAGACAUCAGUUAAAUGGUGUUUCUGUAUUUUAGUUUCUGCCUUGAUGUCAGGCAGACUGUUCUUCUUCUAGCGUCUAUAACUUCUCCACUGCGGACUGAGAGCUGGUAAAAAUCAAAAGCCAUCUGUCUCUGUUGACACACAGAUUUAGCCACUUAACCUUUUCUUUGCACUGUUGAUGAGAUUUGCAAAAAAAGAAGAAAAAAACUGCCAGGAAAGACUAUUCUCUUUUGAUAGCAUUAUUUUCACAUUUGCAGCAAUCGGGGGGAAAUAAAAUCACUACUCUGAAACUCACUGACCUGGGCCUUAGAUUGCAGCUUGACAACGGAACAGAUACAGUAUCCCUUUUUUGAGGACUUCAGGAUGUGGCAACCUUUUCGUUGUUUUCAGAGAGUGAGAGAGACAGUCGCAGGCACCGAGUGCCAUCUUCUCAGCCCACCAACACGGUUCUCUAUGCAAGCUGAAUUGUUCUUUUAGAGAUAUUACGGGAUGCAUUUCUGAGACCUCGCCCACACGUGUGUCUUCUGUUCUGAAUUGGUGCAUCGUUGAUGUUUUUGGAGAAAGGAUAAUACCUUACUUGUACAAGUAAGGUAUCUGCCCUCAUCAAGUUCAGGUGAAAAUGCUGUAACGCUUUUUAGAAACAUUUCCGUGCAUGACAGCAUGGCUCUCCAUAGAUGACCUUCAAGUUCCUUUUCCUACUUUUGACUAUUUCCACCUUUUGUUUUACUGCCUCACAAAUAUCAGGCCAUCUCAGUCUUACCCAGCGGCCAGGGAUUUCAAUCCAUGGGUUAAGUCAGACACUAGACUGAGGUUGCUGUGCUGGCUAGGUGGUGCUACGGUGACUUCCAGGAGGGUAAACAAGUUUACAGCAACAUCAAUGCAUCAGUUUUGAACCACACUGUGUUAAAAGGUUAGCCACGAUAAAAAAGGGAUAGUGUGUCUAUGUGUGUGUAGGUGCAUUAGUCUGUUCGGAAAGUGCCAGACCUGUCGUCUGACGCUCUUGAGGCAUCCUUUGUGGAUGUCUUAAGCCACAGUUGUUUAAGUUCUAAGGGAAGCCAUAGCAGAGAGAAUGGGGACACAGUGGGAAAAAUACACAUCGGAGCCUUGGCCUGCUAGGAGACACUUCCAAGCAACGUCUGGAAAAAGCUGUUGACAUGAGACUUUCCAUGUCCUAGUACAAAUUGGGAGGGAUCUUUGUAGAUAAUUACAACCUGGAAGAUAAGCUCAAAACUCUCGUUUUGUAAAGGUCUGUAUAUUGGUAUUGAAGCCUUUGGGAAAAUGUUUUCUACCCUCUUCUGUUUUCCUAAGCAUUUGUGCUUUGAGUAAGGACAUUUCCAUUUUUCUUCGAGGGUUGAACAUUGAUUACACACCUCUGAAGAAACAGAGAGGAGCAAGGAACAUUAGAAAAUGUCCUUGUGUUUCCAACUAGAUUUUUUAUUAGCAUUACUUCCAGGUAACAUGACCUUAAACAAUCUAAUCAUUUUUUAGCCCUUUUAGACUGUUGAAAUGCAGUGCUCUGAUCUUCAGGUACCUCCUUGUCAUAUAACUACUUGGCAACUGUCAACAAAUUAGGACACACUAAUUGGAAUUCGUCCAAUAGUUGGAUGGCUAAAAGCACUUCAGUGCUUAAUGCUGUGGAUCCUGAUAUUUAUCCUGUGCCACUUCACAUCUAAGCAGUAGCCCCAGUUUCUCUGUUGUGAACUUUCUCAUGGUGUAAUAUAGCACUAAAAGCAUUAACCUACACAAUGUUCUUUCUGCAAAUCGAGCUGUACAAGUUUGUCACCCUUUCACGUCUCUCUCCCAUACUUACUAUGUGGUUUCUGUAUAUAUUGUACAGAGGAAUUAUUUUAAAAGGCUGUUGGAUGCUAUUGGAAUUUUCCUACUUUUUAUGUCUUUUUUUUUUCCUUUUCUCUUUUUUUCUACCAUUGUUAAUAUAAAAUGAAAAAAAACUGUAGCUGGUGUAACGGCUUUAUAUUUGAAGUGUUGUGAUUUUUUUAUUUUUUGCUUUCUCUUGAUGUUUGUACCCUAUUCAUUUGCCCUCCCACUUUCAGAUAUAGCCACUGUCAGCUGACUUUGAUCACCAGACCUUCCAACCCUGAGAACAUGUUUUAUAAAGGAAGAAUCUAAACAGUGUCCUGAGUGUCAGGUCUUUCCCCCCCCAAUUUAAAUUCCCAGUUUUCUUUUUAUCAAAUCGGUUCAUUUAAACUCUUCAUUUAAAUAAUGACUUCUCUUUGUUUUUGGUUUAAGUGCUCUAACUUAAAGACCGCCCUUUCUGUAUGUCUUCAAAUGAUUAACUUUGCUUACAAAUAAUCUGUGUUGAUCAGUGCACCACAUUGUGAAACACUUGGGCACCAUGUGCAUACUGUGUGCAGUAAUUUAUUCUGCAUACUUUGCUUGCAAAUGGUAAAUCAGAUACUUUGCAUUACCUUUUUAAUGAGCAAAACCUUUUUACCCUUAAAGCUGUACUAAUAAAUCUAGCCCAAUGGCCAGUCCACUUGGUACCAGAAUGUCCACGCUGUACAAGUGUCUAAAAUAAACUAGCAUGCAUAUCUUGACUCACGUUUGUCCUGAUUUUCUAAUGGUAUUUUCUGUAGAGAGAGGCGCUUGCUUGAUCUUCUGCUGUUGGAUCCUUUCAAAUAUUUUGAGGCACCUGUGAGAGAGAAGUUUUUGGGGAACAACCAUGAGAUGUAAAUGACUGUACUGACUUUGUCUUCCUAUACACAGCCUUGAGAAAUAUUUAACACCAGGACUUGUAGAUAAAAGUAUGUGAGUAAAUAUCAACAAAAGGAUUUAAUUUGCUACAUUAAAAAUUCUAGACGCUUGUACUUGCAAUGUAAUCAUAAAAAUGGAAUGAUUACAUUUAAAAGACAGUAAAUCUGUGAUUGUGCUGGGAUUUGCCCUUUGCAAGCAGUUUGAUUAAUUUUUCUGGUGCUUGUGAAGUUCUCUGUGGAACCUUGCAGUCCCUCUGCACAGGAAGCUCCUCUGAUGUAAUUGGAAGUUGAGCAAGUGGCAGGAAAAACAAAAACAAAAUGCAAAAAACUUUGCCACUCAGAUUCAUUUGUUUUGUAAGCCAGGGGUUGGAAAACUAUUUGAAGACAAGCACGCUUGAAGAACCAAGAAUGUUUCUUGGUCCGUCUCAAACAUUUCACUUAGGCCCUGCAGUUGGGAUUGUAAGGGAUGAUCUUUAAUGGUCAUUUCAAUGUUCCAACAUCUGGAGUUUAGAAGAAAAGGGCGUUUUGAAGUUAGAAUUACACAGAUUACAAAUCGCCCAGUUUUGUAUACAGUAAAGGCUUGGAAGCUUCUAGUAGCAUAAGAAAUAGAAAGAAUCUCUCUCUCAGAACAUGUGCUGCCACAUCUCUGGCACCAAUGUAUGUUGUAUUUUCUGGUUUUGUUGGAAGUCCAUGGCAUAAUGUGUGAAAGGUCACUGUGUACCCAUUAUCAUUUUCCUUCUGAGAGCAGCAUCAGGACAGGCUUUGUGUGGAGAUACUGACCUACCAGUGCUUAGUGAAUAGAGGUCCGAAUUGGAUUUUUACACAACUUAAUCUUUCUCAUUUGUUUGAAAGAGUUGAUUCCUGUUUUGAAAUGCAGUUCAGAAUGGACGCGCACUCUUCCGUGACGGUUUUACUCAAUUAGGGUAAAGUAGAAGCCACCGAUGCAUCAGUCAAAAAGAUGUCUCACUAGGUGGUGUGUUCACAGAAUUAUCUUGUCUACAGAAAUUAAAACAUUUUGAAUUUUUGUGUUGGAAUUAGAUGUUUUGAGGCAAAAGAAUUUUAAAUGUUUUUAAUCUUUAAGAAAAAUGGAAAGGGGGCUGGAAUGAAGUAUAUAUAAUAAUAAUUUAAUUAUUUUGCUUCCGUCUCCAAAAUUUUAGACUAGCAAAAUUGUGCUGCUUAUUGAGUUGGUACAGAUCUUAAUGGGGGGGAAGCGCUUGAUUUUGUUUUAACUUAUUUUAAGUUUCCUUUUGUUGAUACCCAUGGUAGAAAAACAAAACAGAUCUGUUUUUUUUUUCCACAACACAGCCGUUGAUAAGUCCAGUUUCAAAAUGGUGCUCGAUAGACGUCCUUGGAAGCCGGUAGGGGAGAAGGAACUCGUCAUGUGACUGUGGUGUUCCUUUCUCUCUGCGGCAUUGUACUGUUUCCCACCUCUGAACACCCCUUACCCCCAACUCAUACAGCAGUGGGGAGUGACUCGGUAUCCGUCAUCGGUACUUGAAAGGAAGAUGUUUACAGCUUUUUUUUUUCUUUUUUUGAUUGCUGUGUUUGAUUUUCAGUCUCCUCCCUCUUCCCUCUCCACUAUCCCCUCCCCCCUCCCUCUUCAACUUUGUCCCUUAAAUUUUCUCUUAUGUAAAGUGUACAUUACCAUGUUUCUUUUUUAUACAAUACUGUAACUUGCCUUUGUACAUUUAGGCAAAAAAAAUAAAUCUUUUUAUGAGACAAUCACA
Lepisosteus oculatus (spotted gar) is the source of this 9389-nucleotide messenger RNA. NCBI's taxonomy places the organism in Eukaryota, Metazoa, Chordata, Actinopteri, Semionotiformes, Lepisosteidae. The record is from RefSeq and is a predicted model, not a curated record.